Messenger RNA from Zeugodacus cucurbitae (melon fly), 6419 nucleotides. RefSeq names its product E3 ubiquitin-protein ligase MYLIP (gene dnr1). Lineage: Eukaryota; Metazoa; Arthropoda; Insecta; Diptera; Tephritidae. Gene Ontology annotation, biological process: ubiquitin-dependent protein catabolic process. The record is from RefSeq and is a predicted model, not a curated record. The coding region runs from base 2104 to 3858 and encodes 584 amino acids. Gene Ontology annotation, molecular function: ubiquitin-protein transferase activity. The transcript is spliced from 4 exons. Gene Ontology annotation, cellular component: cytoskeleton.
UUAAAUUUGAAUUACAUUUUGUUUUACAAAUAGUUUGCUGCUUUGACCCAUUAAUUGCCUAUUUAUUUAAUUGAUUUCCGCAGUUUGAAAAAGCAAACUUUAUUCUUUGACAUAAUUUAAUUGUUUAUUGAUGAAGCGCAUACAAAUUAACCAUAAUGAGUUGAGCUCAAAGUAUACACUUUAGUUCCAAGUCCACAACAAAUUAAGCUAAUGUUGUGCAUCGAUUAAGUACGCGCUUGAACAAAUUACGAUUGUUAAUAUAAAUGAAGAACUAGCAAAGUUCGUUUUUUUAGCACACAUAACUUAGUGCUAAAAAUCAUAAUAUAAUAUGUAUGAUAGUGUAGACAAUUGGUAAGCCAUUUUCUUUAUGCAUGUGGCAACACACUACAAACUUCACACUCAAAUUAAAAUUAUAAAUUCAAUAAUUUAGUCACAAUUUUGCAUUUGCUUUCAAAUUUCACAAAAAAUCUUGCCUAGAUUAUUAAUUUUUCAACACAUUUCUGUGUAAUAACUCCAAACUGCUACGCGUGCCUAGUCAUCAGUCAAACGCUGCAUUCGUUUCAGUUGCAUUUGCUAUCUUAAAAACAUGAAAAAUAAGUCAUCACUCUACCAUAAAAUUGUUGAAGUGUCAAUAUACACGCCUAGUAAAUAGCUUAAUAGUACAAAACACAUUACCGUUAUACAUAUAGGUGUGUAAAUAUUUAAAUUUGAAAAACUGCGCAGUACACACUACAUUUGCAAUUAAUAUCGGCACAGUACGAGUAUAUAGCUACAUACAUUAUGGUUAAACUCCAAAAAAUAUGUUAAUUAAAUUAACUGCCAUAUAUGUUUAAGUAAACGUUUUGCAUGCCAUAUUAUUAUGAGUUUAUUGAACGCAGCAAAACAAAGUGCGCGCAUUAUUAACAUAACCGAAAACAAAAUAUAAUAUAUAAUAUUUACAUGUGUAUAUAUAUAUGCGGCACUAAUCAAAUCAUAAAAUUUAGAGCUCUACGCGCUUUUUAAUAAGCUUUUUAUUUUAAUUUUUGUGCUCAUUAAAUAAGCCUUAUAAAACAUUUUGCAAAUACUUUUAAAUAAUACUAAUUUUUGAAUUAUUUUUAAUUUUUUUUUUUGUUAACUGAUAAGAAUUAUACUUUGACUGGUAAUUUCAUAUACAAAAAUUAGUUACUUAUUAAUUGCAAGAAACUGUUUCACCAUACUCUUUCAUAUAGCCAAUGUUAUGCUUAUCAAUUUCGUAUUUUUUUGGUUAUUAUCAGUAUUAAAGAACUGUUGGCUUAUAAGUCUUAACGCACGUACUACAUAUACAUUUUACAUAUAUUUAUUUACUUUGCCAUAAAGGUGGUAAAGUGCUUUAUUUACACCUACACUGGCCCAAUUAUACAGCGAUAACCGUAUAAAAGUUUCGACUUUGUACCCCGUUAACUUUCUCAAGUAGGCUUGUACUUUUAUCGCUACAGUGAUAGCAAAAAGUCAAUUACAAACCUAGAAACAUGUACGCCAACUACUAAUUGCGUCGAUUAUGUGUUUACCUGUACAGUUCAAAACAAUAGCAUUAAUCAUAUUUAACGGAUUAAUCAACAUUUAAUUAAGUCAAUUACCUAACCAAACAACAAUAAAAAGCAAGAAAUAAAAAGGUGUCAUAAAUAUUUGAAAAACAUAGUGCUAGAUUACAAUUAUAUGGACUGUUUUUUUCGCUAAUCCACUCAUUUAAUUUUCUUAAUAACACCGUAUUAUUAAUACGUGUGGUAGUAAUCGAUUUUUCUUGAAAUCCAAUCAGCCAUUAACUGUUUAAUUACGACGAAUGUGCGCUUAAGCAGGUAGUUUGUUUAUCACUUUUAGCCAUAUAAAAAACAAUUGGACACCUGCGACUUUCAUAAUACGACACUUAAUCCAAAUUGAAUUGUGCAUUUAUGAUUUUUGUGAUUCACAGUUCGAAUUGUUACAAGAUUUAUGGUACGCAAUGGUUCUUGAACUUUGCGCAACGCCAUUUGGUCAUGGUGCAGUCGUAUUUCAUUUUAAAUGUCACAAUACUUUUGUCAUAUUUUAUUUGGAGCUAUGACUAGGUUAUCUCUCUCUCUCAGCGGAAGCUGAAGAAUUAUUUUGGAAAUGGAAGUCUGCAAGGCACUCGACAUUGUCUGUGAGAUGGAAUAUUUCGGCCUCGAAUACUGGACGCCCAACCAGGAGGAGUCACGCACACGCCAAUGGAUCAAUCUGCGCAAUCGGCUGUCGUGCGACAACAGCAGCAGCAGCAUACACCUAAUGCUCGCGCUGCGCGUUAAAUUCUGGGUACCCGUACACUGUCUACUGCAAGAGAGCGUACGCAACGUUUUCUAUAUGCAAGCACGUUCCGACCUCUUGGAGAAGCGGCUGCACGCACGUGACUGGAACAAUGCGGCCAAAUUGGCAGCGUUGCUCUGUCAAGCCGACGGCAUACACUUCAAUCCGUUGGCGGUGAAAGCCAAAUGUCCCACACAAAUGCGACGCCGUAGCGCUGGUGAUGUUGCGCAACAACAACAAUGUCAACACAAGAGCGGCAAAGACAAAGAACAUGUUUUGUCAUUCAAGAAGCGACGCCUUUCAAAACAAAAGUCCACCGAAAACAUACAUAAUUCACAUCUACCCACCGCCGCAACCGUUGUUGCCGAUGAGGGUUUAACGACAUUGACCGCGAGCAUGAAAUGUGCCAACGCACUCUCACAAUCGGCCACAGCAACGGCAACAACAACACAACAGUCAUGCGAUAGUGACUCGAGCGAAGACAAAGCCGCCGUGGCAUCAGCAUCACCACUUUAUGUUUAUCAAAAUUAUAUCGUAUAUCCGGCGUCUGUCGAUGGUGUUGACACCGAUAUGCCGGAAGAUUACUACAAUCGCAUCGCCAUGGAGCAUGGCAAGUUGGCGACAUUGAAAAUGACAACAAAAUCAGCAAAAUAUUGGCUCUUGAAGCAAAUACAGGAUCUCGAAGGUUAUGGUGAGGAGGUAUUCAGCGGCGUGACAGCGCACGAGAAUUCGGUGCGUUGUGAUGUCUCAGUUGGUACGAAUGCGAUCACGACCUGCGUGGGAGACGAAAAGAAUGUCAUCCCGUUCAGCGCAAUCGCCUCAGCGAAAUCAUUCCGUCGCACUUUCAAAUUGGAAUAUGUCGGCGAUUGCAAUGAUCGUCGUGAACUCGAAAUCAAAUUGCCAAAACACUCAAUGGCCGCCGGUCUCUAUCGCUCCAUAACGGAGCGACACGCCUUCUAUGUCUGUGAUAAAGUACGCGGUGUGGUUACCAAUCAAUUUACACGCGAUCUCAAGGGUACAAUCGCCUCAAUGUUCAAAGAGGACACCGAAUUGGGUAAACGUUAUGUCUUCGACAUACAGCGCACCUGUCGCGAGGUGCACGAUCAGGCGCGUCGUAUACUGCAUGAAAAGGGUAUCGAAGCUUUGAAUAACAACACCGCUGGUGGUGAAGAUCUCUUUGAGAAUAUGCUCAGCGGCGCCACAAAGACGUUGAGCGCGAGCUCAUUGCAUCCCGGUGUUGAUGAAGAGGCUGCGCCUUCGCUUAUUGAUAUUAGCGCUGUCACCGAUAAAUUAGACAUGGCGCUGCGUGCGAAAGAGAAACGCGAUGCGGCAAUUGCGCGUUGCGUGGAGACACGCAUCUCCGAAGCGAUGACCUGCAAAAUCUGUAUGGAUCGUGAAAUCAAUACAAUGUUUAAUCCCUGUUCUCAUGUCACCACCUGUGCAGAGUGUGCGGCGAGAUGCAUACAUUGUCCCAAUUGUCGUGUAAAAGUGACGAGCACUACGCGCGUAUAUCUACCGCCAGAGCUGCGCAUAAGCAUCGCCACGCCAACCGCCGCCACCACCAGCUGUGUCGCUGCACAUUAGUCGUUUGCAUUAUUUCCAUUGCAUUUCUCUGCAUCGAAUGGCGUUUGUGUACAUGCGCGCUGUACUUUAUUUGCAGUAUACAGAAACAAAAAACAAAAAAAAAAAAACUCGAAACUGUGCUAAACGCGUCAACGAUGAGUUUUUAAGCUUUACUGUGUAUAAAUGUAUUGUGAAUCAUAAAUAUUUAUAAGCGAACCUAAAGUAAUUAUUUAACUGUUUUAUUUUUAUUUUAUUAUUUAAACAUUUAUGCAAUUGUUACUAAUUUCACUGUUAAGUUAAAAGUAGAUUUACACAAACAAAGUAACUGUAAUUAAUUAAGACUUCGAAUUAUUUUAGUUUAGUUUGUUGCCAAUGCAUCCAUAUUUAAAAAAAAAAAAGUAUUUUUACAAAUAUUUAUGUUUACUUAGUGUGUGCUUAAAAGCCGUACAUUGAAAAAAGUAUUUAAAUCAUUAACCUUUAUCAAGUUUGUUGUAUACAUUAUAAAAAAUAUUUGAGAAAAAAUUGCAAUAUUUUCACUUUUAAAUUUAUGAAGAAAUAAUAUUUGUCUGUACGUUUUUCCUAAAGCAUUUAAACAUAAUUAUAAAAGUAUAAUAUUAAGUUAAUUCGAAUUUCCAAAUUAUUCGCCAUUUGCGGAGUUAUCCGUUGUAUUUUUUUGUUUAACCUAAAGCAUUUCGACUAUUUUCGAAAAUAUAAAAAAGUAUAUUAAAAAAUAUUGUCUAUAUAAUUAUACCAGCAAUCGUGCCUUUAUCGGUUUUUCCGUUUUAUUUUUGAAAACUUAAAAUUAAAAACUUGCUUGUCUUUUGAGAAAAAAAACGUGCAAUAUAAACAUGUUAUAAAAUUAGUUGUAAUAUUUUGUAUUAUUGACGACGAAUAUUCUGUGAAAGCGGAAAGAAAAAUUUAAAACAAAAAUUAAAUUAAAUAAAAAAAGAAAUAAAAAGAAAAUUAUAAGUAUAAGAAAAUUAUAAAAAAAAUCAUGACUUUCAAUGCUAAUUAGAUGAAAAAUAUAAAAAUAUUGAAUUAAAAAUCUAUAGCUCUUCUCAAGACAGACCUACUUAAUAGGAACAGAUUAGGAUUUCUUUUUAGCCAAGAACUGUCAACUCGGCAGUAUACUCAAAACUGUUUGUAGAAUGUUUUCGGCAGCUACAAUAAAAGCACUGGUUCUAAAGCCUUCUAUUGUUAGCUUUUUUAAUUAUUUUUAUUAAAUGCGAAACAUGUUUGAGGCCAAACUAAAGUGGGAACACAAUUUCUCAAACAUAAAAUUAUACGUUACACGAAACUAUUCCCUUAUCAAACCACUUAUGCCCCGUGGCAACGUUACUUAUUAAAAUUCCUCCAAAAUUAAAAAAUAUCAAAUUAUUUCCUAAAACGGAUGUGGCAACGCUCGCUACCAAUCGGAAAAAAUGCAACAAAUGUCAGGCAAUAGCAAACAAUUGGUUGACAGUUCUGUUCAAAAUGGACGCAAUAUCUUUGUGUUCCCAUUCUCAGAUCGCGUGAGCAGAAGUGAUAAGUUUUUGCAAUUUACUUUUUCCUAAUAAAAAAGUGGAGUGUGAAAACUGAAAAAAUGCUAAUAAAUUUAAAUUUGUGAUAUACUACAAGUAAAUGGAACGAAAGUGGUUAAAUAAACAAAGAGUUUACGCAAAAUUUCGUCCAAAGUAGUGAGAAACUUGCAAUACAAAUCAACUGAAACUGUCUUAUGGAAUUUUGUAAUACACCAAUUGCGAGUUUUCUUUGUGACCUCACUUUUUGCGUUUUGGCGUUUGUGUGCGUUUAGCACACGCUAGCUGAGCAUAUUGUGCUGUCGUCGAUUGCCAAAACGUUGUUUGUAUCAAAUUUUCUUUGCAAGUAUUAUUAAAACUGAAAACGCAACAUAGAAAUUCUCCAGCAAGAGCGGUCGAAAAGUUAGCAAUAGCAGCUAGAAGUCAAUGUUUGAUGUGCGGGUGUUUGUGUGUAGGUCAAUCCUAAACGAGCGACCGACUGGCUGACUGGCUGGCUGGCUGGACACGAAAAACCGAAAACGCAGCAAGAAAACAAGACCAGAAAAGAAAGAAGGUACAAACGAUCGGAAAUUGAGCUAGUGACAAUUUGGCAGUUUUUUUGUUUUACACCAGCUUUUACUUUUUUCGUUUUUUUUUUUGUUGGAAAUUGUGAUGGAUUAGUUAAAUAAUGCAAUACGUAGAUUUGCAAAGUUUUUCCACGUAUUGCCAACUUGUGAAUGAAGACUCGAUAAACAGUUCAGUGUUAAUUAAAAAGUAUGGUAAUGUGUAAUGCAAAGUAUGUAUAAUUAUUGUAGAAAGAGCUAAAAGUUUAUACUACAACAAAAAAAUGUAUAAAUUUGCAGUAAAAGUACUAAAAAACUACAAAGAAACCAAUUUUGAAAGUGCCUACAAACAAGGACAAAUUUUUAUUCCUUUGAAAACACAAAUCAAGUGAUAAAUGCGGAUUAUCGGUUAGCGUUCUGUCCGCUAAAACUAGUUUAUUAUUACAAAAAUAUACGCCUUAACGAUUUUAAAUUUCAUUUACCGUCUAAACGCAUUGAAUUAUUAUAUGCAUUGUCAUCAUUU